Molecule: messenger RNA, 2306 nt
Organism: Osmia lignaria (orchard mason bee)
Lineage: Eukaryota; Metazoa; Arthropoda; Insecta; Hymenoptera; Megachilidae
Gene: PIG-Z
Product: phosphatidylinositol glycan anchor biosynthesis class Z
Biological process (GO): GPI anchor biosynthetic process
Cellular component (GO): endoplasmic reticulum membrane
Molecular function (GO): alpha-1,2-mannosyltransferase activity
Source: RefSeq, a predicted model, not a curated record
AUGACGCUAGUAGUGUUAUUUUGAAAACAUGCAUUUAUAUAAAUGUAUGGAAUAUAUGAUAAUGUUUAUAAUUAAUUAAAUUAAUUAAUUCAUGAUAAUGUUAUGUUCUUUCUUGUCACUGUACACAUUGAAUAGGUGCAGCAUUUUAAUUGGGAAUGUGAAGAAAUGAAUAACUAUAUACAUGGACAGAAGUUUCAAGUUAAUACUUUUAAUCUCUUUAAAUUGACAUCUAAACAAUUGUAUAGCUGUCAUUAUAUACAAUUUAUAUAUACAUAAAAAUGCAUUCGAGGAAUGAAUAUCGACGAUCGAUAGACGAAUACAGACCUGCAGUACCAAUUAAAAGAAAAAUUGGUGUUUAUUGGGUCUUGGCUGCUUUGAGAAUUAUCUUAACACUUAUUCCACAAACAGGAUAUAUUCAUCCUGAUGAGUAUUUUCAGUCUAUUGAAGUUAUAUCUGGAGACCACUUUGAUAUAGAUGUUAAUAAACCAUGGGAAUUCAAUUCUACAUUUCCCAUAAGAACUGUUUUAAUACCACAGAUCAUUGUUGGUAUACCAUGUUCAAUAUUAAAUAAACUUUCACAAUAUACACUUUUUUACUUAGGUAUCUCAUUAAAAUCUCCAUAUUUUCUUGUAUCAUUUCCACGGUUAUUAAUGUGUGGUCUGUCUUUUAUAUCAGACUACUGUCUGUAUAAAAUAUGUUACAUGUUUGGACAAAAUUACAAAAUAAGACUAAUCACUUAUGCCAGUUCCUAUGUUAUGCUUGUUUAUGCAACACACACAUUAUCAAAUAGUGUUGAAUUAGUUCUUACAGCUUUAUUAUUAUAUUACACAUCACAUUGUAUGGCAUAUUCAGAAAAGGUAGUUAUACAAAGUGAUUACCUAACAGAUAAAUAUAACAAAGCAAAAACUGGAGUAGACAGAGUAAAAUACUAUAAACUUAAAGCUUCAUUGCCCUCACAUUCUUUAAAUAAUUGUUUAGAAAUUGCAACAGUGACUGUGAUUGGCAUAUUUAAUAGACCAACAUUUAUUGCAUUUGCAUUUCCUCCAAUUUUUUUUUGGCUACAAAGAGGCUUAGGUUCAAAAAGUGUAGGCUUUGGAGAUUUUCAUAUUCGAAUAUUUACCUUCAUUGCUUGUGGAAUACCUACCACUAUUUUUUUUAUCAUAGUUGAUAGCUUUUAUUUUGGUUACUUAACAAUGGCAGAAAUAGGUAAUCUUGAUAUUGGCAUGAACAAUUUUGUAGUAACUCCACUUAAUUUUCUCAAAUACAAUGCAAAUACUAAAAAUCUACAGAAUCAUGGUUUACAUCCACAUUAUAUACAUUUACUUGUGAAUGUACCUCUUUUAUACAAUAUACUAGGAAUUGUUGGUCUCCUUACAUUUGGAAAAAUGUUACGCAGUGGUUUGAAAGCCAAAUGGUUGGAUUUACCGCGUAUACAAAGUGUUGUUGGUUUAAUGACAACAUCUUUUAUCAUACCCAUCAUGUUGUUAUCAAUUUUCCCUCAUCAAGAACCACGAUUUAUAAUACCGACAUUACUACCCCUAGUUUUCUUGUAUGCACCAAAUAUUAGCCAAACAUCAGGAGUUGAUACCAUUUCACGAAUUGCAGAAAACAACGUGUAUCAAACUGCUUUUGCGCCAAAAAAUAAGCUUAGUAAACUACAAAUAUUUUGGUUCAUAUGUAACGUUUUGUUAACAUUUUUUUAUGGUUUUGCUCAUCAAGGUGGAGUUCUGCCUUUAACAUCUCACAUAGCAACCGAAUUAAAAGCAAAACCAGAUCUUACCCACAUACAUUUAUUUACAUCCCAUACUUAUUCUAUACCAACAGCACUUUUACAUUUGAGAAAUACUAAGAAAACUUAUGUAAGUAGUGGCAAUCAUAAAUAUAAAUUAGUUAACGAUUUUCAUCUUUAUGAACAUGGUUCAAAAUCUAUAAGAAAUAUAUGUAACAGCAUUGCUUUAAAACUUAACGAAUGUGAUCAUAACUAUGUUACCAACAAUGUACCAUAUAGAUUAUAUUAUGCUCUCCCUGCUACAGAUUUAGAAGAAUUCAUGUUUAUUCAGAAUAAUACAAAUUUAUUUAACUAUCAUAUUGUAAGUAAAUUUUAUCCGCAUGUUACUGUUGAAAAAUUACCAUUUUCAAAGAUUAUUAAUAGUUUUGUACGUUUAUCAAAUAUAAACAUAAUUUCACUGCAACCGUUUAGAGAAACAAUAAAUGAAAUACUUGAUGCUUUUCAACAAUUUCAGUUGUUAUUGAUACGAAUUGAAUAUUUAAUACCUAAUAAGCAUAAAAAUAUACGAACAUCAUAA